Cercocebus atys (sooty mangabey) is the source of this 6390-nucleotide messenger RNA. It is a transcript of the gene KAZN, whose product is annotated as kazrin, periplakin interacting protein. Gene Ontology annotation, molecular function: protein binding. The transcript has 18 exons. The record is from RefSeq and is a predicted model, not a curated record. NCBI's taxonomy places the organism in Eukaryota, Metazoa, Chordata, Mammalia, Primates, Cercopithecidae. The coding region runs from base 330 to 2999 and encodes 889 amino acids.
UCCAGGUGACCCCAGGGGAGGCAGCCCGGGGGUCAAGUUCUAGCCACCCUUCCGGGCCAAAAAGCAACGACUCCUAGUUAGGGGGAAACUUAGCUUUUUGUUUUGCUUGGAACUGCUGCUGUGCAAGAUUUGCCAAGCCUUAUAGGGUUUCAUUUUUUACUUGAUUGGUGUUUGAGAAAAACUGCAAGGAAAGGGUGGCGAAAGGAAGAAACACUAUAAACUUUGGGGUGGACAUUUUCUUGGAAGUGACAGGUAGCCUCAGAUCUGCAGUUCCUGGGCCAGCGACGGCAUCCUUUGCUCUGACACUCCAAGGGUCUGGACGCUGCCACAUGACCAACACCAAAGACUCCAGAAGAGCCAUGGAAUCCACGUUGGCGACAUCCAGUUCUGCCACAGGCCCCGUCACCUUCUCCCACGUCUUUGGUCAGCAGUGCCAACUUAUGCAAGCAGCUGUGCAAUCAUUGCACACCCUCAAUGACCAGAUUUCCCAUUUUAUUGUCACCAAGUCGAAGGCACUGGAGGAGGACAAAGACCCUUUUCUACCCACUGAGAAGGAGACUCUGAAGAGUUCCAUGAUAUUGAUGAGGCACCUCUUAAUGGAUGCUCAGGCCAAAAUCCUGAGCAUGAUGGAAGACAAUAAGCAGCUCGCGCUCCGCAUCGAUGGGGCGGUCCAGUCGGCCAGCCAGGAGGUGACCAACCUGCGAGCCGAACUCACAGCCACCAACCGGAGACUGGCGGAACUGAGCGGCGGCGGCGGCCCCGGCCAGGGCCCGGGAGCCGCGGCCAGCGCCUCGGCGGCGGGGGACUUGGCGGCGACGAACAUGGAGAACCCCCAGCUCGGAGCGCAAGUGCUCCUGCGGGAAGAAGUGUCGCGGCUCCAGGAGGAAGUUCACCUUCUCCGGCAGAUGAAGGAGAUGUUGGCAAAGGACCUGGAGGAGUCACAGGGCGGCAAGUCCUCCGAGGUCCUCUCGGCCACCGAGCUCAGGGUCCAACUGGCCCAGAAGGAGCAGGAGCUAGCCAGAGCCAAAGAAGCCUUGCAGGCCAUGAAAGCUGACCGGAAGCGCUUAAAGGGCGAGAAGACGGACCUGGUGAGCCAGAUGCAGCAGCUGUAUGCCACACUGGAGAGCCGCGAGGAGCAGCUCCGAGACUUCAUCCGCAACUAUGAGCAGCACCGCAAGGAGAGUGAGGACGCGGUCAAAGCGCUGGCCAAGGAGAAGGACCUGCUGGAGCGUGAGAAGUGGGAGCUGCGGCGCCAAGCUAAGGAGGCCACAGACCACGCCACGGCACUGCGCUCCCAGCUGGACCUCAAGGACAACCGGAUGAAGGAGCUGGAGGCCGAGCUGGCCAUGGCCAAACAGUCCUUAGCUACGCUGACCAAGGAUGUCCCCAAGCGGCAUUCCCUCGCCAUGCCGGGCGAGACGGUGCUCAACGGCAACCAGGAGUGGGUGGUGCAGGCGGACCUCCCGCUGACCGCAGCCAUCCGGCAGAGUCAACAGACUCUCUACCACUCACACCCCCCUCACCCGGCGGACCGGCAAGCGGUCAGGGUGAGCCCCUGCCACUCCCGGCAGCCCUCUGUCAUCUCCGACGCAUCUGCCGCCGAAGGCGACCGGUCGUCCACACCUAGCGACAUCAACUCCCCUCGACACCGGACGCACUCCCUCUGCAACGGCGACAGUCCCGGCCCAGUUCAGAAGAACCUGCACAACCCUAUUGUACAGACAAGAAAGCGUCUCAGAGCAGCUGGAGUGCUUUCCAGGGUUCCACAGUCACUAGAGGAUCUUGAAGACCAAAAACGGAAAAAGAAGAAAGAGAAGAUGGGAUUCGGCUCCAUCUCCCGCGUCUUCGCCAGAGGGAAGCAGCGGAAGUCCCUCGACCCCGGCCUCUUUGAUGACUCGGACAGCCAGUGCAGCCCCACGAGGCAGAGCCUCAGCCUGUCGGAAGGCGAGGAGCAGAUGGACCGGCUGCAGCAGGUGGAGCUGGUGAGGACCACCCCUAUGUCCCACUGGAAGGCGGGCACCGUCCAGGCCUGGCUGGAGGUGGUGAUGGCCAUGCCUAUGUACGUCAAGGCCUGCGCGGAGAACGUGAAAAGCGGGAAGGUGCUGCUGAGCCUGAGUGACGAGGAUCUGCAGCUGGGCCUGGGUGUAUGCAGCUCUCUGCACCGGCGCAAGCUGCGCCUGGCGAUCGAGGACUACCGUGACGCCGAGGCAGGCCGCAGCCUGUCCAAAGCUGCCGAGCUGGAUCAUCACUGGGUGGCCAAGGCCUGGCUGAAUGACAUCGGCCUGUCCCAGUACUCCCAGGCCUUCCAGAACCACCUGGUUGAUGGGCGGAUGCUGAAUUCCCUGAUGAAGCGAGACCUGGAGAAGCACCUGAAUGUGUCCAAGAAGUUCCACCAGGUCAGCAUCCUGCUGGGGAUCGAGCUGCUGUACCAAGUGAACUUCAGCAGGGAGGCCCUCCAGGAGCGCCGGGCCCGCUGCGAGACGCAGAACAUUGACCCCGUGGUGUGGACCAACCAGCGGGUGCUCAAGUGGGUUCGAGACAUCGACCUGAAGGAGUAUGCAGACAACCUGACCAACAGCGGCGUCCAUGGGGCUGUGCUGGUGCUGGAGCCGACAUUCAAUGCUGAGGCCAUGGCCACUGCCCUGGGCAUCCCCAGUGGGAAACACAUCCUCCGGAGACAUCUGGCAGAGGAGAUGAGCGCCGUCUUCCAUUCAGCCAACUCCACAGGCAUCCGGGAGGCUGAGCGUUUUGGAACGCCCCCUGGCAGGGCCUCCAGCGUCACGCGGGCAGGAAAGGAGGAGAACAGCAGCGGCCUCAAGUACAAAGCUGGCCGGCUGCCCCUGGGGAAGAUAGGAAGGGGCUUCAGCAGCAAAGAUCCUGAUUUCCAUGAUGACUAUGGCUCUCUUCAAAACGAAGACUGCGGAGACGAUGACGCCCAGAGCAGGCUGGAACAGUGCCGUCUGGAAGGCUACAACAGCCUGGAGGUCACCAAUGUGUAAGGAACGGGUGGCUCCACCAGACCCUACGUGAGAGACCCAGGAAGGAAGAGAAGCCAGAUGGCCCCAGGUGCCGUUCCCACUGUACAUAGCAGCCGCAGGCUGAGGAUGUCCCCUGCUCCUGGGCAAUAUCCCAACAGACUCUGUGGUUUCAGCUCCACAGCUCCCAGGAGAGAGAAGACACCAGCCCACCUGUCUUGGGUGGGCCAUGGACUUUCCUGCUCAACUGGAGAUUGGCCCAGAGGACCUGUCACAGUGUCCAGCCCUGCCUCCAUCCAGGAUACACAGGCUCCACCUCAGAGUGACCAUCACUGGAGCAGCCAAGCAGUCCCUGGAGCCUUAAACUGAGCUGCCAAGGUGGGAAGAGGUCCACAGUUUCCCAAAACACCCUUCUGGGGGAACAGGGAGGCCCCAGCCUCACACACCAGCACCCGGUGCAUUGGCAGAGCCGGUGCAGGAAGUGCUGCCUCUUGCUAAGACAUCAGACAGGGCGGGGGUUGGGGGACUCUUGGCUGCAGCAUCCUUACCCUCCCUGACUGAGAACUUGGGUCCUGACUUCUCUCGCUGAAUCUCUCUUGGGAGAAUGCAAAAUGGGGGCUGAUCAUUCCUUCCACCUGAAAAGCUCUGUGACACAUGGGGGUGGACGUAUGGAAGAGCUGUUCGCUAAUCCACACAGGAGUGGCUACGCUGAGUGGGGGGCCAGUGAAUGAUCUGUGCAGGGGUGGGGCUUAGCAGUCACAUUUCUAGGAGAUGCAGAUAUCCUAUCACCAGAAUAAAAGCUACUGGGACAACAGGAUCAGGGAUGACCGAUGGCCCCAUAUGGUGAAUCUCUGGCCUGUAGCUUGGCUUUGUUGAACCCAAUGACAAUGGUAUGGAGUGUGGCAAUGAGUUUGGGGUCUAGGGCAGGGAAAUGCUUGACAUUGUUAACCCAACAAACCUUUGUUGUGAUGUCCCUGUCACCUGAAACAUAGGUGACAUAGCUCACCAAUGUCCUAACCGAGACACAAACUCCACAGAGCAAAAUCAUUCGGUGUUGGUGGGGAGAACCCCAGCCCUUUUCUUGACCUGCCACUGUUAUGCUGUGUGGCUUCUUCCCAGUGGCCUCACCUCUCUGUGCCUCAAUGUCUUCAUCUAUGAUACUUCUGGUUCCCUCCCAGGGACAUCGUGAGGAUUAACACUUGCUAAUAUCUGUAACACACUUUGUAACCUCUCAGGAGACAAUGGGAAGUUAUGGGGUAGCUAAUUUCCCAUUUACAACACAGAAAUGACAUAGAGCUAGUUCUCUCCAACUGUUUUGGUUGGAGCAGUGUGCAAAAGGAAGAAAAGAAAUGUUUAAUGUUCAGACCUGCCAAGAGGCCCCCAACAGGGCUCAAGAAACAUAUAAAUCCCAUGAGCACAGCCUUGAAAACCAGUUUGACCCAAGCCUUCGGGCUUCAGUUCAUUGACCGGAUGACAGCCACGUGAUGAUUAGGGAAGGACGGAUGCAUUGCUGUUCUACUUACACAUCGGGUUAUCAAAGCGAGUCUCUUGUUGGAACCAUGAUGCUUGAUCUCCUUUGAGGCCGUUUGCACUGGGGCUUGAGUUUCCAAGAUUCACAACAGGUGUCAGCCUCUGAGAACCCUCAAAGCAUGUGUUCUUCAACCUGGCAAAUUGUUUCCUCUCAUGGGGGAAGCCGAGCUCUGAUGAACUUGAGAAUUACACCUCUCUCAUGCCGAAGACCAUGGUGUUCCCCCUAACCACAGCCUUUCUUGCUAUCUGAGACCAAAUGUCUAGCUGGUAGACAGGUGGAUAUUUGGCCUCCUAAGGACACACUUCUGAUCCUGGGCCCCAGGUGGCGAAUCUCUGGCAUGUGGCUUGGCUUUGCUGAGACUCCAAAUUCCAUUAUCUUCAUGACAUUCAGCCUCAUCCAUAGGGUCCUGAAGUUGCAAUCCACAGCUCAGAAAGGAGAGGUGAGACCUCCCUCCAACCUGGUGCCACAGGUCACUCCCAAGCCACAUCUAGCCUGGACGAGCUGGGACCCCAGAAUCUGCCUUUUGGGAGGCAGCAAUGGCAGCGCGCCCAGGCAGGCACUUAUUCCUGCAGAGUGAGCCAGAAUUGUAGCAGGGCACUUGAACGCAGAGCUGAUGAUUUGAAACCAGCGUUCACCUAAGUUGUCAGAAAUGGCCACUUACAUGGUUCGAUCUUGCUGGGGACAAGUGGACAACUGGGGGGUCACUGGCAGAGAUGGAAUUACCUGAAACAUUCACAGCAGGAGGCCAGCAGGCCUGGGGCAACACGGGCAAACGCCAAUGUCUCUUUUGGUUUAAAUUAUGCCAUCAUAUCCCUCUUUCACCCAUGAGGCUCCCCAUCCCUGACAGCCAGGUGAGCAUUUGGAGCUGGUUUCUUAACAUGAGGAUGGGUUGGUUGUUAAAUUAACAACCUCCACAGUGUCAGAUUGGGUGAGCUUUGUCUGCUGGAAAAACCCAAAAUAUCAACUCUGCUUCAAGGAUGGGCAAGAACAGAAGGCGGAGACUUGGCAGAGAGACUCGAGUUGAUUGUCACAGGCUACAGAGGGGCCAGCUCCAGGACAGUGGCCCGCUACAUCCUGUCCGAGCAGCCCGAGUGUGGUCUUGGUCCCUGCAGGGCAAUGUGGCAUCUGGACCUGGGGACGAAGUGGAAGUGCUUCUUGGAAAGCUGUUGCAGCCUGUACCUGUGGGUGCAGAAGGCACCUGCCCGGUAGACUCUCAGCUUUCUCACCCCCAGGAGCCUCUGCGAGGCCCCUUUGUCCUUGGCUGAGCGGGACCUUUCUUUGAGAAAUCUGUCUGUCUGUCAGCAUUGCUGUUUUCAGACCUCAGACUGCAGAGGAGGGGAGAAGCCACACAAUAAUCUGGACCCAAUAAAGUGGAGAGAAGGGCGUCUCUACACAGCCCGGCCAGGGAGGAGGGUCCCAGAACAGGGAUCCAAAAGCUUGACGUCACUGAACAGGGCUGGGUCCUGGCAGAACAGGAAGAUUUGGCCAGAGGUGACCUCAGCAUUCCCUCCAGGGGCACCCAGGCCUCUCUGACCCGGGGGGAAGAAGGCCCAUGCUCAGGCCCACCUCCCCCUUCCCAUCAGAGCCCAUGUGUCCUGGGCACCACCACUUCCACUCUGCAUUCUGAGGCUCCGGAGGGCUCUUCCUGCUGUGAAUGGAAAGGAGAAGAAACCCUGUGGGCAAUGGCAGCCUCUGGGUCUGGCAUUCUUGCCGAUGGCUGGCCAGCGAGGAGAAUCUCCCGAGCCCUGACACACGCAGGCCUUUUGUGGCUGCGGAGGAAAUGGGAUGGCUCUGAACAAAGACGCGGUUCCUAGGGCCGUGGCCCCAAAUCACUUCCCCGAGAGUGAAUUUUAACACUGUAACAAUAAAUACUACUGCACAGCA